Messenger RNA from Diospyros lotus (date-plum), 2390 nucleotides. RefSeq names its product DEAD-box ATP-dependent RNA helicase 53, mitochondrial-like. The record is from RefSeq and is a predicted model, not a curated record. The transcript has 8 exons. Lineage: Eukaryota; Viridiplantae; Streptophyta; Magnoliopsida; Ericales; Ebenaceae. Bases 164 to 2074 code for a protein of 636 amino acids. Gene Ontology annotation, molecular function: RNA helicase activity; nucleic acid binding; ATP binding.
CAUUGCUCGCCUCCAUUUCCAUUUCCUUUCCCCCGACUGACUAAACCCUAGCAAAACCUCCAUCUCUCUCCGCACCCGCGUUAGGGUUUCUGUUAUUCUCCCUCUCUAGAAUUAGCAAGGGGAGGAGUGGAAGAAGAAGAAGAAGAAGAAGAAGAAGAAGAAGAUGAGUAGUAGUCUAGUCCUGUUGAGGAAGUCGGUGUCGAAGCGGCCGACCCUGGCCGCCGCAUUGACCAACUCCGUCGAUGUUUUCCUCCAUCCUCCUCGUCAUCAUCAGAACAGCGACGUAACUGAAUCCAGAAAUGUGCCGUUUGGUGGGAGUGCCCUAAUUCCGAAGCCGUGGUUGAUCGAGCGGCUCUGUGGGAGUGUUGGUCCAUUUGGAUCGGGGAGCAGCAGCAGGAGCUUUCAUUCUGCUGCCGCCUUCUUGAAUUUCAGGGCUUCUUUGCCGUCAUCGCAGGCGGGGUAUGCGGUGGCUGAUUUCUCCGACGAAGAAAAGUCCGCCUCCUUUUCCAAGUUUCAGGGGUCUAAUACUAGCAGCAGCAGUGAUGAUGGUCUUGAGAUCUCGAAGCUUGGAAUUUCUGACCAGAUUGUUUCUGCUUUGGCCAAGAAGGGCAUCACCAAGCUCUUUCCCAUUCAGAAAGCUGUGCUGGAACCAGCCAUGCAGGGACGUGAUAUGAUUGGCCGUGCUAGGACAGGAACAGGGAAGACUCUAGCUUUUGGGAUUCCUAUCAUGGAUAAGAUCAUUCGAUUCAAUGAAAAGCAUGGAUGUGGAAGGAAUCCUUUGGCAUUAAUUUUGGCCCCAACUAGAGAGCUUGCUCGCCAAGUUGACAAGGAAUUCUAUGAGUCUGCCCCUAAGUUGGAUUCGAUUUGUGUUUAUGGAGGUGUGCCCAUCUCACGACAAAUGAGUCAGCUUGACCAUGGUGUUGAUUUGGUUGUUGGUACACCUGGAAGGGUUAUUGAUCUGAUCAAGAGAGGUGCUUUGAACUUAUCUGAAAUUCAAUUUCUUGUUCUGGAUGAAGCUGAUCAGAUGCUUAAUGUGGGCUUUGCGGAGGACGUUGAGACUAUCUUACAACAUCUGCCACAGAAACGUCAGAGCAUGAUGUUUUCGGCAACAAUGCCAAGUUGGAUAAAGAAACUGACCUUAAAUUAUCUGAAAAAUCCACUAACAAUUGAUCUUGUAGGAGAGUCUGUUCAGAAGUUGGCAGAUGGAAUAUCACUAUAUGCAAUUGCUUCAGAGAUAUAUGAGAAACCAUCAGUUCUUGGUCCUCUCAUAACGGAACAUGCAAAAGGAGGCAAAUGCAUUGUGUUCACUCAAACCAAGCGUGAUGCUGAUAGAUUGGCAUAUUCCAUGCAAAAAAGUUUCAAAUGCGAACCUUUGCAUGGAGAUAUUUCACAAAAUCAAAGGGAAAGAACUCUUUCAGGCUUCCGAGAUGGUCGCUUUAACAUAUUAGUGGCCACUGACGUUGCUGCUCGUGGCCUUGAUGUUCCCAAUGUUGAUCUGAUUAUACAUUAUGAACUGCCAAGCACUUCAGAGAUCUUUGUCCAUCGGUCUGGCCGAACAGGUCGUGCUGGGAAGAAGGGUACUGCAAUUCUCAUGUACUCAUCAAAUCAAAUGAGGGAUGUUAGGACAAUCGAGCGAGAUGUAGGAUGCAAAUUUAUGGAGCUCCCCAGGAUUACUGUCCAGGGUGGAAGCAGCGACAUGUUCAGUGACAUGGGUUCAAGUCGCUUUGGCUCUCAGGGAGGUAGAGGGGGUGGCCGUUCUACAGGGUAUGGCAGUCAAUCAUCUAGUCGGAUGGGUGGUUCUGGCUCCAGUCGUUUUGGAUAUGGUGGACCUGGUUCAGGUCGAUCGGGCAGUGGAUUUGGUUCAGGCCAUUCAGGGAACUUUAGUGGCAGUGGAUCGGGCCGCUUGGGUGGUUUUGGAGAUGCAGGGCGUUCAGAUCGUUCAAGUGGUUUUGGAAACUUUGGUUCAAGUCAUUCUGGUGGAUUUGGUGAUUUUCGCUCUACCCAAACUGGUGGUGACUUAAGUAAUACUCGGAGAAGUCGUUUUGGUGGAUUUGGGGAUGGGAAAUCUUUCUAAAUUUUUUGAGAACCAAAGAAGUUCACAUUGAGAUUUGAAUGAAGCGAUAGCCGACGGUUGAAGAAGAAGUAACCAGGUGGUUGUGGGAGGGAGGGUCGCAACUUACCAUGCAAAUCCACAACAAAAUUUUUAGUUAGUUAUGUUGUUAUGUUCUUCACCUUUUAUAAGAUCAUAUAAAGCAAAGCUUGCGCAUUGCCUAUUACAUAUGAUUAGAUUUGAGAGAGAGUAGAUGGCUUGCUAUGUGUAGUCGAUAUACAUACAUGUAGUUGAUCAAUCAAAUGGAAGAUCAUAUCAUAUCGAUCCUUUUUUGCUUCCA